Messenger RNA from Salvelinus sp. IW2-2015, 12114 nucleotides. Its product is annotated as A-kinase anchor protein 9. Gene Ontology annotation, molecular function: molecular adaptor activity. The record is from RefSeq and is a predicted model, not a curated record. Lineage: Eukaryota; Metazoa; Chordata; Actinopteri; Salmoniformes; Salmonidae. Gene Ontology annotation, biological process: signal transduction.
UCGUGUUUACGUGGAUAACAUGGCGGCGUAGAUGUGGUUGUAGCAAGGAUCUUCUCCUAAUGCAAGCCUGUCGCAGUGAUAUGAAACCAUUACUAAACAAAGUGAAUGUCAACAAACAGAAACUUUCCCCACAGUCUCUGGGCUAAUUCGCUAACUCUUCGCAUGAAGCCCUUUUCCUCUUCUCUCAGCCACAGUGACAACGGUAAUGGAAGACGAAGAGAGGCAAAAGAAGCUCGAGGCCGGCAAGGCAAAGUUGGCUGAGUACCGGCAGAAGAAAGCUCACGCAGACAGACAGAAGAAGAAGAAAAAGAGGAGAGAAACAGACGACCCAGGUGGAAAUGGACCGGGGAGAGGGGAGGCCGAGCAGGAGUUGGAUCAGUCGGUAGGGGAGGAGGUGUCGGGGAGUAGGGGGGUGGUAGGAGGAGGAAGAGGUGAACAGGACCCCCCCACCACAGAGUUUACCUUCGCCAGGACCCUGCGUUGUGGUGAGACGGUCAAACACGACCAGACGUACACCAUAGAGCCAGAUAGUGAAGUGUCCACCACAGCCGAAGACUACUCCUCCGAGGUGAAUGGCUGCCUUGAGAUGACCGAGAUCCCAAUGGAGACUUCCAAGGAGUUUAUCUGGGAGGAAGUGGACCCUGUGCAGCAGGAGGCGAGGGGCGGAAGGGUACAGGUCAUGGAGGAAGAGUUGGCUGCCAAGACUCUGGUGGUGGAGGAGCUGAGCCGAGAGCUGGAGGAAUUUAGAGCGGCCUUCGGCACAGAGGGGGUGCAACAGCUGCAGGACUUUGAGGCUGCCUUGAAGCAGCGAGACGGCAUCAUCACCCAACUCACAGCCAAUCUGCAGCAGUCUCGCAAAGAGAAGGAUGAGGUCAUGAGGGAGUUCCUGGAGAUGACUGAGCAGAGCCAGAAACUGCACAUUCAGUUCCAGCAGCUGCAGGCAGGUGAGACACUGAGGAACACCAGCCACAGCAGCACAGCGCAGGACCUCCUGCAGGCCAAGCAGCAGCUUGUCCAAUACCAACAGCAGCUGGAGGAGAUGGACGGCCAGGUCAGAGGGCACCAUGAUAUGAGCAAGGAGCAGCUGCUGCAGAUCAGCCAGCUCCAGCACCGGCUCAAGGAGGCUGAGAUGGUGGAAAGAAGAACAGAAGAGUCAUUUGCACAAAGGUUAAAUGAGAAAGACCUGCUGAUUGCUAAACAGGAGAGAAUUAUGGCAGAGCAUGAGCGUUCCCUAAUGCAACUUAGAAAAGAGCUCACACAUGUGGGCAGAGGUGCUGAGGAGUCACUUGCCCAAAGGGUAAAUGAAAAAGACCUGCUGAUUUCGGAGCAAACUGCAACAAUAACAGAACAUGAGCGUACACUGACCAUGCUCAAGGUGGAGCUUGCACAGGUGGGAAGAAUGACUGAGGAGACUUUUGCACAAAAGUUGAAUGAGAAAGAACUGCUGAUAGCUGAGCAAGAGAGAGUUAUGUCAGAACAUGACUCCUCCCUCCACCAGCUAAAGGAUGAGUUGACGGCCUCUGAGAAACGCUUAAACGACCUCAACCAGCAAAUUGCUGCAAAGGCCCAAGAGCUGGAGAGCUGUAAGAGUGACUUGGAUAACUGUAAGAGGGACUUAGAGAGCACUACGGGUCAGUUGAAUAGCUGUAGGGUUGAGCUGGAGGGCAGUAAGGGUGAGUUGUAUAGCUGUAGGCUUGAGCUGGAGAGCAGUAAGGGUGAGCUGGAUAGCUUUAGGUUUGAGCUGGAGGGCAGUAAGGGUGAGUUGUAUAGCUGUAGGGUUGAGCUGGAGAGCAGUAAAGGUGAGCUUGAGAGCUGUAGGGUUGAGCUGGAGUCCUGCACGGGCGAACUCUCAGCCUCCAAGCAGAAGGAGCGGAUSUCCUCCAGCGAGAUCCAGCAGCUGAUGGGUACCGUGGAAGACCUCCAGAAGCGAUGCCACCAGGGCAGCCUGUCAGAGUGUGACACCCUCCAGAGGAUGGAGGAGGACUCAGCCCGCAGGCUGGAUCAUCUCAGGACGGAGCUAGACGAGAUGUACGGUGAGCAGAUAGUCCAGAUGAAGCAGGAGCUUCGCUUGCAGCACUGUGCGGCCCUGGAGCGGGUCACGGCGCAGCAUCACAAGGAGCUAGAGCUUCUAAAAGCCCAGCAAUCCGUGAACAGACCUUGUCCCGAGGUGGUGAUCGAGCUCAAGGGCAAGAUCGUAGUGCUUCAGCAGAGGCUCCAAGAGGCCCAGGUGCUCCGUGAGAAGGCCAGACAGGAGCUGUCCCAAGUGGCACAGGAGAAGCUCAACCUCCAGGGUCAGGUGGUUGACUACCUCCAUGARCUCCGCUCAGCCCGGGCCAAAGUGGAGCAGGCCUCCCAGAACAUCGCUGUCCGUGAGAGUCUUCAGGGCGAGCUGCAGCGCCUCCAGGAAACCAUCGAUGACCUGAAGGCCCAGCUAGCCACCGCUGCAGAGUCGGCAGUAGAGAUCGAGGCCAAGCACGAGUCAGAGACAACCAACUUCAAGAUCAAACUGGAGAUGAUGGAGCGGGAGAAGGACGCAGUGCUGGACCGCAUGGCUGAGUCACAGGAGGCAGAACUGGAGAGGCUGAGGACACAGCUCCUCUUCAGCCACGAGGAGGAGCUCAUUCUCCUUCGGGAGGACCUCCGUAGGGAGAGCCAGCUCAACGCUGAGAACCUCCUUAACGAGGCGUCCAUCCGGCACGGCCGAGCUCUGGAGGAGUUGCGGAACGCAUACAAGGACGAGCGGGAUGAGCUGUUACACCAAAUCUUUGCACUGAAAGAUGACUUGAAGAUGGCGCUGCAUAGCUCGAAAGCCGAAGAGCUGGUGGUGCAACUCAAUGAACUUCAAGUUGAGGAAUUGAGAAAGGGUGGAGAAGAAAGGGUCAGAAUGGAGAAGGAAAUCCAAAUGCUGCUGAAAAAGAAUGAGCUGCUAGAAAACCAGUCCAAAGAGCAAGAAAAGAGCUGGGACAACAAAUGGAGGAAGCAGGAAUCUGAAAAUAGGAUUUUGAUGGAAACCAACAACGCCAUGAAAGAGGAAGUGGAGUCCAAAAUGGAAAAAAUCCAAUCCUUCAUGACAGAAAAUGAACGAAAGCAGCGACAAGUAGUGGAGAUGCAAGAGGAGAUUGAAAAGCAGAGGAAUACAUUCUCUUUUGCAGAAAAGAACUUUGAGGUGAACUAUCAGGAGCUCAAAGAGGAGUACAUGUGCCUUGUUGAGGUAAAGGCGCAGUUGGAGGAGAGGAUUCUCAAGGAGACACUUGUGUAUGAGUCUAAACUCGCUAGCCUCCAGUCGCAGAUUCAGGAGCUGAGGGAGAACAAGGAAACUAACAAAAUGGAGGACAAGUCCAAAGACAACAACGGUGCUUCGAUAGAAAAAUACACUACUGAGCUGAUGGAGAAGCUGAAGGUAGCUCUGGCAGAGAAGGAGGAACUGGCUAUGAGGCUGUCUAAAGUUACCGAGCAGCUGACUGUUACAGAAGGUGAAUUGGAUGAGCUGGAAGGAGAGCUGAGUCAGGUCAGGAGAGAAAACAAGGAGGUAAUCGCCCAAAAUGAAAACCUGGAGGAAGAGCUCGGAAGAGAGCGGGAGACUCUGAAGGAGAGAAAGGGAGAGAUAGAACUCCAGAGAGAGGAGGGAGGGAGAGCUGCUCAGAGCCAAGCGAAGCUCCAACAGAGAGGGCAGCCUGUUCAGUCUGCAGCCCCAGCUUGCUCCAUCGAGGAUUAUCACCUCCAAAUCGAAUCUCUCCAAGGGGAGGUAGUGGUUCUCCCCUCCUCCUUACAGCCCGCCGAAAUAGAGCGAGACCGCCUCCGACACACCUCGGAGGCUUGGCACCAGAGCCAAACGCUAACUCCAUCUGCAGCCCCAUCUCAGGUCUCAACUGUUGGGGAGGGACCUGUUGAGCGUAGCUCCGCUUUGGAGCCUUCAGCCUCUGGGUCACACAGGCGCAAGACACAGCAGCGGCGAGGAAAGAAGAAGCGCCAGAGCUCUGCCCAGACAAAAGAGAAGAGGGAGAAGGAGGAGGCGGCGGAGAGAAACAAAGCUGGAGGUGCUACUGCUGCAGCAGAGUGGAAGGCGCGGGCUCGGAUGGAGAGCCAGGUUCCGUCGAUCUCGCAGCAGAGGACCGGGAAGGAUGACUCCACAGACGGGUACCACGGUGACGGAGAGAGAGACUGCGUUGUGAAGCAGGGGAAGAGCGUAGAUGGGAUGGAGUGUUGGGUGGACCCUGUAGCGAAGCAAGAGGAGGACAGGGACAGCGAAACCACAGAGCAUGUGGAGUGCAGGCUGCAGCUGGAGGCCCAGCGCAUCAGCCUGUCUCAGAUGCACGCUGCACAGCUGGCGCUGCUCCGGGAGCAGACAGAUGCCCGUGUCAGCACACUUGAGCAGGAGCUGGGUCGCUUGAAAAAAACAUGGGACAAAGAUGAACUCAGAAGCUCUAAGUACCAGAAUGUGGUGCAAGUUGUGUCUGAAGAGUGCAAGCAACUCAUCCUGUCCUUUGCUAAAUUUUUUGGAGAGGAGUUCUUGGAGUAUCUCCACCCCACUGAUGUCGAGGACUGGAAGAUUCAUUCAUUUGAAAGGGAAGAAACGAGGGAUUCCAGUGCUGUUUUACAGGAGGCGAAAGAAAUGUACAGAGACCUUCAGCAGGUGAAGCAGAGGAUUGAACAGGAGCACGGUCGUCUUCUACAGCUCCAGUCCUUACUGAAGGCAGAUGGCAAUAAGAUUGAGGCGAUGCAGCUGAUGUACGAUGAGCUGAAGCGCAGCAGUGAGGAGAAGAUCGCCAGCCUGCGCAGGCACAUCGAAAGCUCCAGCAUCUCUACACACAAUCUCAAGGAUCUGAGGGAGCUGACCGCGGCCUCGCCCUCCUCCCACACUGCUGAGGAUAUCCAGAAGCUGAGGGCCGACAUCCAUCAGCAGCGGGCCCAGCUGGAGGAAUGCCACAGGCUGGAAGUGGAGCGCCUCAGGYCCUACUACCAGCAGCAGGCCAAAGCGACUGAGGAGCGCUAUGCUACCGAGCUCAUCGUGCUACAGCAGCACCUCGAUGAGGUCACGGGCACCGAGGCCCAGUUCAGCCUGUCCAGUGCUGCCCAGCUUGGCUUGCGGACCGAGGAAGAGGACGCAGAGGAACUAAAGCUGGUGGAGGAGGAUCCGUUGUUGGUGGGUCUGGACGCGGAGCUACGCGGGCCGGCCAAGUCUAUGGGCAUGACGGCGCUGCUGCAGACGCUGAGGAGAGCGCUCUACCAUAAGUACCACCAGGAGGUGGCAGCGCUGAAGGAACAACAGUGUGCUGAGCUCACCAGACUCAGAGAAGAGUGGGUGCAGGAAAAGAGAGAGAGAGGGAGAGAGGAAGGAGAGGAGGACGUGUGGUUGCAGGUGAAGCCGGAUCCGGAGGGCAUCAACGGGAGCAAAUGCUAUAUCAAGGGACCCAGCACGGAGGACCAAGGCGACCAAGGUGUGCAGGAGAGGAGACACCAGGAGAGGGUGGAGGAGGAGAUAGCUAAGGUCAUAGUUCAGAUGUCGGUGGAGUUUGCCCAGCAAAGCGAAUUGGCCCGAAUAACCAAGAGCGCCCGCGAGACCACCUCAGCCAUGCAGACCCAGUCCGAGGAGGACGAGGCAGGGGUGGAAGAGGAGCAGCAGACCACUAGGAGCUCACUCACCAAGGGCAUCUCUCUGGAGGAGGUGCAGAGGACGUUCGUGGAGGAAAAAGAAAGGCUGGAGAAGGAGCUGGAGGAGAGGACUGCGGAGCUCCAUGGGAUUAAAGAGCAGCUUUGCCGCAGAGGUCCAGGAUCUGAGCAGAUGGGAUAUUCCUCUGAGGGAGAGAGUGAGAGAAAAGCAAGUAGAAAGAAGGAAAGAGCAAAAGCGCAAGUGAAAAGCAGAGUCUCACAGAAAGAAAAGAAGAGGGGAGAAGAGGAAGGUGAGGAAGAUGAAGAGGUCAGGAGGAAGAGGGCCAUGGGUGGAAAUAUCUCGUCACAAGAUAGAGAGGAUGACUCUUCUUGUCCAGAUCAUCAAGUCAUCACUACUGAGAGGAAUCUGCUGCGUAAGGCUAACGAGAGCCUCCGACAGGUGCUGAGUGAUGUGCUCAAGACCACAGCGGCCGCUGAGGAGACCAUCGGGUGCCAUGUGGAAGGGCUACUGGUACCCCCCUCCUCACAGAGACCCACCUGGCAAAGAGCAGUUGGCGAGCCCUUUAGGCCUGUCACAGGGGCUGCUGAAGAUGUGUCGACCACUGAGAGUUGCCAAGGCAGCGAGACUGGGGCGGGUGACGUGAGCAUGUGGUCGGGUGAGACAGAGACGGACGAGGGUCUGGAGUUGUCCCAGCAGAUGAUGACUGACUGCCACAGCCUGUUGCCAGGAGCGGAGCUUCAGCUGGAGAACGAGGAGUACCUCAUGAAUAUUAGCUCCCGCCUCCAGGCCGCCGUAGAGAAACUGCUGGUGGCCAUCACAGAGACGACCAAUCAGCUGGAACAUGCGCAGGUCACCCAGACGGAGCUGAUGCGCGAGUCCUUCCACCACAACCAGGAGAUUGGCGAUCUUCUGCGGCGGCAGGAGGAUCUGCAGGAAAGGCUGGGGGAGGAGGGGCGUGCCCGUGAGCAGCUGGCCCUGGAGCUCCACAGGGCAGAGGGCCUGAUUGAUGGCUACACGGGUGAACGGGCCGCGCUGGAGGAGCAGGUGCGUCAGAAGGAGGAGCUACAGCUAAGCCUGGAGCAGGAGCUGCAGGUGACAAGCAGCCGUCUACACGAACUGGAGCAGGAGAGGCUGCAGAUGCAGGAGGAGCGAGAGAUACUGUCACGGCAACAGGACGCCAUGAGGGAGCAUGCCGGCCCGCGCGAGUUACGCCUAGUUGAAGCUGCAGUCGAUGCAGCACCUGAAGCAGACCUCCUGGAGGAGACGGAGAAGCUGAUGGCUGAGAAGGUAGAGGUGCAGCGGCAGGCAGAGAAGGAGAGUCUGGGCCUCCUGCACCAGGUGAAAACACUGGAGGCUGAGCUGGAGGAGCAGGUCAACCGGGUCAUCGAGCUGGAGCACACCCGUAAGACAGAGACCGGCGACCUGCUGCAGCAGAUCCAGGCCCUGGAGAAACAGCUGGAGAAGAACCGGAGGUUCCUGGAUGAGCAAGCCAUCGACCGGGAACACGAGAGGGAUGUCUUCCAGCAGGAGAUCUUGAAACUGGAGCAGCUGCUAAAGAACAGCCAGAAGCAGCAGCCCGGCUCUGAACAAAGAAGCAGAGAGGUGGAUCAGCUGACCCAGCAGCUGAGGGAGAAGGCGGACUGGUGCAGCGAGCUGCUACUGGCGUCUGAGCAGCUGCAGCGCGAGGCGGGCGAGCGCAACGAGGAGAUCGACAAGCUGGAGGGCCGCAUCCGCGAGCUGGAGCAGGCUCUGCUGGCCAGCACAGAGACGGUGGAGGAUAAGAGGCAGGAUGUGUCUGUUAGUGAGCCUGGGGACUCCUCACUGGAGGCUCAGCUACAGACUGAAAGAGAGGCACUGGACAGGAAAGAGAAAGAAAUCAGUAACCUGGAGGAGCAGCUUGAGCAGUUCCGGGAAGAGCUGGAGAACAAGAGUGAGGAGGUGCAGCAGCUCCACAUGCAGCUGGAGAUCCAGAGGAAGGAGCUGAGCACCCAGCAGCAAGACCUGGAGACCAAGGACAGCAUGCUCCAGGCCUCAUUGGAAGGUGACGGUGCCUCCACAUCCGAGCUUCUCCAAGAGCUCCAGGAGGUCCGAGAUGAGGCAGCCGCUACCAAAGGACACCUGAACAGCUUCAAAGAGUGCAGCGAGAAACUCCAGACCGAACUCCAAGUCCGCGACCUGUCAAUCGCUCAGCUCAAAGAGGAGCAACAACAGCUCAGAGUAGCCUUGGCGAAAUCCGCGGCGUCACCGUCACCACUAUCCCCAGUAUCACCAUCUCAGUCUCCCUCACUCGAUCAGCAGCAGCAAGCACCACCCUCCCAUCCAAAAAAGAAAGGCGGCAAACUGCAAAACCAACGCCAGGGGGCCAAGGGAAAAAUGGCCGCCUCUGUCAAAGACAAACCAUCGCUCUCCAGGAAGAACUCUGCCGCGGCAAACCAAAAGUCUUCCGACAAAUUGUCCGGUCAAUCGUAUGAUCUUAAUGGAUCUCAACGUCCGCCUCAUACAGACGCUGGCACUCAGACGGAGACAUUUUCCUCCCAGACAUCUGGCCAGCCCAGAUCUGUUUCAGAGGAGGAAGAGGUGGAGGAGAUGAUCGGGGAGUACCAGGAGAAGAUCGUACAGAUGCAGGAMCUGCACGCGGCAGAGAUCAUGGACAUGGAGGCCCGGCACAUCGCAGAGAGCGAGGCCCUGAAGCGGGACAAUCAAAUACUGGAGGAGGAGUGCAAGGCUCUCAAGACCGUCAUCGAUAAGCUGCAACGCUCCCACGAAGCCCCCUCAACGAGACCAGAGCGUCCCGCAGGAUCGCAAUUCAAAGACGGCUACACCAGUGACAGCAGUUCUGAGUGGAGUCAGCGGACAGGCUACGACCUGCCUAACCUGCAGCAGGAGUUCAGGACCACACCAGAGGGAGCCAGAAAAGAAACAGACGAUGCACUGCCUGACAGAAUUAAGAACCUGCUGCGCGAAGUGCACCAGGAGGGCAUGCAGGUGCUGUCCCUGUCGGCACUUCCAAUCCCAGAGGGCGAGGCUGACCCAGCCAGCCUGUUCCACCAUUCCCAGGGCUGGCCCAACGAGAGAGAGGCCUUGCUGGCCACCGUGGAGUCCCUCAAGGCCCUCAUAACCCAGAUUCAGACACGCAGCAGGGAAACACAGACCCCAGGUAGUGCGGACUGGCGUGGAGAGCUGCUGGGGGCAGUGCAGCAGGUGUUUGUGAGGGAGCGGAGUGUGCUGAAGAGCGCUGCCUAUGCCCGACUGGACCUGCUGGACACUAGCGACGCGAUCAUCCACCUCAACCAGCUGGAGCACAGGCUAGCCGAGCAGGACACCCAUCACAGAGAUGCCAUGGGGAUGCUCCAGACUGCAGACAGAAGCAGUUUGCUGACAGAGGUCCGGCAGCUCCGGGCCCAGCUAGAACAAAUCCAAGGCCAGGAGCCUGGCAGGAGAGGCAGAUCCAAUCAUGGUGUUGAGCAGCAGAGGGAGAGAGGUGGUGUUCCAGAGCCCCACAUUCUGCUGCAGGCUGACAGGGCCCUGGAGGAGCUGAAGGGAGAGCUGGCCCAGACCAAACUAGAGCUGGAGACCACGCUCAAGGCCCAGUACAAACACCUGAAGGAGCUGGACACAGUCAGAACGGAGAUGUCACAGAAGGCUGCUGAGGUGGACACCCUGGCGGACAGACUGGCAGACGAACAGAAGAAGGCCAGAGAGCUGCAGUGGGCCUUCGAGAAGGAGAAGUGUAAAUCAGACAAGAAAGAGGAGCUGGAGAGAGAGGAGCUGGAGGAUCUCAAACUGGCCCUGGAGAUUCAGCAGAGUCUCGUAGCCCAGCUGACCUCAACCCUAGGCCAGGAGCGCCAGUCCUCCUCCCAGCUGUCCCUCCAGGCCGAACAGGAGCGCUCCAGGCUGCAGACCCAGGCCUCGCAGCUCCACGUCCAGCUAGUGUCGGAGCGAGCCCGGGCCCAGGAGCUGAGUAAUGCCCUGGGGAGAGAGAAGGAGCAUCGCCACUAUGGCUCCUCCUGGAGAGAAAACCCAGAGGGGGAGGUGGCUGAGAAGGGGGAGGAUGAAGUGGUGGGAGGGGCGAUGUCAUCCGAAGGUCUGCUAGAGGGUCUGCAGAGGGAGCUGGACAAGAAGCAUGCUCAGGUGGUUAGUCUGCUGGACGAAGUGGAGGCCCAGAAGCUGGCGGCGGUGCAACGGGAGGAGGAGCUAACCUCUGCAGCUCAGAGGUCAUGCAAGGACCAGGAGGCUCUGCGGGAGGCCAAGGGCCAGCUGGAAAGCCUGGGGGAGCAGGCACGGGAGGCCAUGGAGCAGCUGAAUAGAGAGGUGCAGCAGGGGAAGCGGCUGGAGCAAGAGAAGGAGAGGCUCCAGGAGAGAGUGGUCCAGCUGGGAGAGACGAGAGAGGUGGAGAGGAGCGGGACGCAGCAGCAGCCUGAUAACCAAAACCAGGCUUUGUGGAAAGGCGAGCCCACAGACCGGACCAGAGACUGGGUGUUCAAGUCUGGCGACACGCUGACUGUCAACCCCAGCACACCUUCCCUCCUCAAAGUCACUGGGACAGGGGGCAACCUCGCCCCCCACUAUGACCCCAAACACUCAGACAAGGUCUUGGGCAAACUGCAGCUCAUCGCAGCCAAGAUCCAAACCUUGGUCAGCAAGGGCUCUGGCAGGCUGACUACGGAGGUGGACAGUGAAGGACUGUCGUGGCUGCAGUCGAACAUUGAUGAGGUCAUCACUAUGCUGCAGCAGUCUCCAGCGCUCCCCUUGGUCACCUCGAGCACCGCCCUGGUGGCGGGUGGCCAGUCCAGCUCCCUGGCAGAGCGGCUGCUGAGACAGAAUGCUGAGCUCACAGGCUUCGUCAGCCGUCUGACAGAGGAGAAGAACGAUCUGCGCAACCAGACCCUCCGCCUGGAGGACGAGCUUCGACGCUACCGCCAGGCUGGUCUGGGAUCAGGGGGCAGCUCCAGGAGAGGUGGCGCGGACAAGCAGCAGGAGGCGGCCAGCAUUCUGUUCUCGUCGGAGCGCGAAGCCUGGACCAGGGAGAGGAGCCGGCUGGAGAAGGUCCUACGUCUAGCCCAGGCAGAGGUGACCCGACUCAGAGGAGAGAUCAGGACAGAGUCCCUCAGAGACAUGACCGGACCGGAGACAGACAACUCCACACUGACUAAGAUAUAUGGCAAGUACCUACGCUCCGAGAGUUUCCGCAAGGCCCUGAUCUACCAGAAGAAGUACCUGCUGCUGCUGCUCGGUGGCUUCCAGGAGUGCGAGGAAGCCACGCUGUCGAUCAUCGCCCGCAUGGGCAGCCGGCCCUCCCACUGCAGCCUGGAGUCCCUGACACAAAGCCGCCGGGGGCUGACGCGCUUCCGCUCGGCCGUCCGCGUCUCCAUCGCCCUCUCCAGAAUGCGUUUCCUGGUCAAGCGAUGGCAUAAAACUACAGGGAUGAGCUCCAUAACAUCUGUCAACGUGAACAGAAAUGGCCUGGGGCAGUCAACGGGUAAUGAGGUGAGGACAGACUCACCCUACCUGCAACCGGGGAGUGUGGAGGUGUACGGAGAGAGGAGAGGGGCCUCCCCCAGGUCCGCCCUCUCCUCUGCACAACACAGGUUCCACAUGGCGGAGGACUCUGGCCCUCUGACCUGCUCCCACCUCCAGAACUACGACCCUGACCGAGCGCUCACCGACUACAUCUCCAGAUUGGAGGCCCUGCAGAGGAGACUGGGGAGCGUGCAGUCAGGUUCUUCUUCAUAUGCUCAAUUGCACUUUGGAAUAAAAAGAUAGAAGUCUAUAAAUUACGUUGGAACUGGCUUGAUGAAACUCAGUUGCCUUUUCUUGUGCUGAGCUUCGGUAUUUUGUAUCAUUCUGCUGUGUACAGUAUAUUACGUGAGGACCAAAAGACAUUGUGUUGUGUGUAGACAUCUUAUAAUCUGGCUUUUUGUCACCAGCACUUGAAACAGCUUCUAUGUUUGUAAACUUUGGUCUGCCUCUUUGUUGUGGAUGAACACAAUCACGUUAAAUGUAUAUUUGUGGAAUGCUAAUUUAAAUGAAAAACCUGGAAUAAUUUAAAUUAUACUGUGUAUGUUACUUUGUGUGGGUGGAAGAAUACGUAGAGCAGGCUUCUCCGGACAACUCCAGCCCUGGAUAGGAACCGGGUGGGCGUGCAGGUCUUUGCUCCAACCCAGCACUAACACACCAGAUUAAAGUAACUGUGGUUUCUUAAAUGGAAGUCCAUGAUUGAUGGAUUAUUGGAAAUGUUGGUUAGUGCCGGGCUGGAACAAAAGCCUGCACACCCAGUAGCUCCCCAGGACGGGAAUUGGGAGAACUCUGCCAUGGAGAAUUUGACUUUACUGUUGAGGCUGCUACAUGAUCUAUAUACACCACACUGUGUUUUAUUAGAAUGGUUUCUUGGACAGACUACAGAGGACAAUUUGUAGAAGACAUAUUUUUGUAAAGGUAGGAGCUUUGAAUUUUCUGGGUAUUUUGUCAAAAACAGAAAUAAAUAUGAAUUUUAACACUUGAAA